AUGGUAAUAAAUAAUUAUUACUUUUACCUGCAGCAGGUGAACGGCCGAGACGUCUCGAACGCGUCGCACGAGGAGGCAGUCGCGGCGUUUCGCGCCGCAUCCGAGCCCAUCGUAGUCGAGGUGCUGCGCAGGGAGCGACGCAGCGGAACCGGAAGCAGCUCGUCGGACUUCGGUGGAAGCGGAAGUAGCUGCGCAGGAGGGCGUGCCGCUAAGCAGGCAGCCGUUCCUUCGCCUUCCGGUUUCUCCCAGAGCUACAUGGACGCCGCGGCUCAGACAGAGUUCCCCUGGUGGGCACCGCAGCCAUGGGAAGGCUCGCUCCUUCCAAACGGGCUGAGCAUACCACCUCCUCCACUUAGUCCCCCAAGUAGGAACGAAGACCAAGAUGAUGACGACGGAUACGACAUUGAAUAUGAGGAAGUGACGCUAAUCAGAAACGGAAACGAGAAGCUGGGGCUUACGCUCUGUUACGGUGACCCGGAUGAGCAAGAGACGGAAAUUUAUGUAGGCGAGAUCGAUCCAAGAAGCAUCGCUGCGAAAGACGGCAGACUACAAGAAGGCGACCAAAUACUCCAGGUUAAUGGAACGGACGUCCUAGGCCGGGAUCAGGCAAUAGUCUUGUUUUCGGAACAGAGGCCCGACUUUACGCUGCUCGUUGCAAGGACACACGUUUCCGAAGGGUCCUGUAGUGAGGACCACUCCAACUUUUCUCUGCCUCGCCGCCGAUACAGUUCUGUUCUGGAAGAAGAUGAAGAUGAAGAGGGCAAUGAGAAAGAUGCCGCUACUACACCAAACAAGACUGAUGCUCUACUGCAGACAAGCUUUCAAGAAGAGUUGUCGGAAACUGAAACUCAGGUGGGCACGCCGCUGCCGGACAACGACCUCGAAAUGAGUGUUCUGGCCAACGAGUUCCAGAGGGUCAUUCUGGACAAGAAGGCCGCCUCGGUUGAGCAGUGGCUACACCAGGGUUCUUCGGGGCUGCCCACGUCACCGCAGAAGUGGGACGCGGCCGACAGCGGUUCCAGCGCCUACCACACGGGCGGAUCUUCGUCCGCUUCCCCGCCCACCCUCGAGCUCGGUGGGAGGUCCGGUUCCCUGCUGUCCUUAGCAGGUGCCCCGAUGUCAACACCCGUAUAUACUUCACUGCCUCCCAUGACGAGGACAGGCGCCACCGCAGGGUCCGCGGGACACGGUACGGGACCCACCGAGGACAAGUCAACUCAGAUGCGAGACUCCGACAUGCAGAGCCUGACGAGCUGCGAGUCCUGUCGGUGUCACCUAGACUUCGCCACGUCGCCGCGACGACUGCCCAAGACAGUGAGCGAGCCAGCCUGCGUCCGCCGUGGCUCUUCAGUUCCCGACUAUGCCUCCCUCUACCCGACCAUGUACACAAACAAGCAGAACCUGCAACAUACCAUGUGGUUGCAGCAACAUCUGUUCCGUGAAGCCCUGGCGCGACGCAAUGGUCGCGUCCAUGCGACAAAGUCGUCGUCAUCUUCUGCUUUCCCCACCCCAACGUCGACAAAGAAAGACCAACUGGUCUCAGCCACCACUGGUGGUGGUGGUGAACAUGGCGGUGACGAAACGGACCUCAAGUCCCAGUGGAAGGUGAAGAGGAGGGCCGACGGGACGCGGUACAUUACCAGGAGGCCUGCCAGGACGAAGCUGCUGAAGGAACGCGAGCAGAAGAUCCUCGAAGAGCGGAGCGGUCUGACGACAGAUGACGACAACCACUCGGAGUUGAAGACUGGAAAAUACUGGACCAAGGAGGAGAGGAAGAGGCACCUCGAGAAGGCCCGUGACCGCAAGAAGAAGGAGAUGAUGUUGAAGCUCAAGAUGGCCAUCCUCAAGGAGGCGCAUGAAGGUUCUGGCACCAAGAGGUCCACCACAAGCGCAGGCAUCUCGAAAGAAGCGUGAGGUAUCGCCGUCAGCCGGAGUCCUGUGGUUGGCGUCAUCGGGGACAAGGCUUUCGGGCUUUUAGCCGUCACGACAGUGUAGGGAUUAACAACGUGAUGUUUGAUUGGGAGAAGGUGUUUGCUUGAAGGAAAACUUUCUUUUGGAGUUAUGGUGGAGAGUGUCACGAAACUCGCUUCUGAACGUGCAUUUACGUCUUGCAGCCGUCUGAAUGGUUCAUCGACACGUCGUCUUCAGUAUGUGAAAGGUGUUUGCUAAGAGGAACAUUUGGAGGACCGCCUGUACUGUGGUGUUGAGCUUGACGUGUUCCCGUUGUAGAAAUGUCUGUAAACAGAAAUUUCGACCUACUAGCCAUGUAAACAGGCUGUAGGCGAACCCUAUUCUGCUAGUAAUUAUAUUAGCUGUGCGCAGAGGCAGUGUCACUAGUAAUUAUUGUUUUAUAACUGAUUUCGCAACUUCUAGGCGUCACGGGAUACAGGUGGGAAAUUCUAUGUUUACUAGCUAGAAUUGUGACCAGGAGACAGAUUUCAACUUUUUAGCUGCUUGCUGCUUGUAAUUGUGCAAAGACUUGUCAUGUCCAGUAACAUGUGACCAGGUAAUAAUAAUGUAAUGGCCAGACAUAGUUUUGGGGUUGCUUUAUGCCACUGGUCUGCAUUUGAAUAUUGCUUUGGCAUGGCAUACAACAUCAAUGAGAGUUCAACAAUGACCGAUUUCACAAAACCUGUAUGGACGCUACUUUCCGGUGGAUUUUAUGCUUGUGAAAUCGCAUAACAUGCUGUGAUGUCCAAGCUUGCUAAUCAGUAGACAAAAUAUUGCAUUCAUGUAUCGAAAACAUUUUCCUUUAAUGUAUGCAUUGUGUGCUUGAUCUGAAGCAACAUCUGCUCUGAAAACUCCUAACUUUACUCUCAUGUCUUCUAUGAUAGAGUGAUGUCUUAUUGUAAAAGUAAUAAUUUGGACAAUUAUAUUAGGUUCCGAUGUUUAGAACAAGUGUUAGAUGAUUUAGGAUGAUUUAUAGUACAGUGUACAAAACUGCCUUUGGUUGCAUUCUACGGUGGCUCUAAAAAAAUCCAAGCAUCCGAUCCAACAAAAUAUGACACACACUUGUUUUAAAGUUGCUUCAACACUUUCACUACGGUAUCCCUGCUUAAUCUUGAUUUCGUUUAUUUAGACAUUUAGUGCAUGCACUCAUCUUGAAACAGAGAGUUGAAUUGAAGCGAAUUAUUUAAAAGUAGAUAUGGAUUACAUUAACCGGGACAUUACUUUAGUGUCGGCGUUUUUUCUUUAUUGUGAAUGUCAGAAAAUCAAUGAUGCACUCAUGAAGUGUGCCUAGCAAAAGAUCAAUAAUGAAGAGCUUAUACGAAGAGCCCACUUUUAGGACACGGUAUCUGUCCUGAGGAAGGGUUUCUGAGCCCUAAAUUGCUUUUGUUGUUAUGCAUGGAAGACACAAGUGACUCGACCCAUACUGGAACUGAUAACAGUGCUUCCACACAAGCUUCUGAAACAUACAAGCGUUAACCGAGGUUUCCAGCACCUUUUGGCAUAUCUGUAUUGAUGUAUGGCUAGAAUGUUUCUUUACAUGACAGAUUGAUGCACCAGAACAAAACCUGUGAAGUUGCUUGGGUCCCUGUCUCGACUGUAUUGCUUGUAUGUAUGCUUCGCGAUCGCUUCUUGUGGCUUCGUUUUUUUUUUCUUGAGGCAAGAACAACGAAAAAAACUAGCAAAAUCCACGUUCUUCCCAGCUGCGUGUAAAAUAAAGGAAAACGUCGUACGCCUCCUCCUGCGAAGCGUGCGAGCGCGGUUUGGUGUUGUACGCUUCCCGCAUGCACCCUAGUCCCAUAGCCUUAAAUGUGCCCUACGUUAUUUAUGAAUGAUAUUAUUGCUGUACAUUUUUCUGUUCACUUUUUGCACAGAUUCCAGAGUAUAUGUCAGUGUUGACCUCUUUCGACUAUGAAUGCCUUCCCUCUCAGCCGGUGUGCAUUCUUCAUUUCCGUCAUUUUUACGAGAACCGAAAUGCCCCAAAUAUUGAUAACUUCUAUUAGAUAUUAGCUAUAUACGAAUACCAAGCAUCAUGUUCAUCUGAAAAUUUGCUCAGAACAUACAAGGGUAUACCAUAGAGCAUGAGAAUGAUAUGAAGGUGAAAAUAGAAAUCACCCUGUGUGAUGUCUACAUUUGGGCAUUGCCCUUGCGCUUAUAGCAAAUUUGUAUACAAUAUUUCAAAGUAUGGCAGCUAUGUUGAUCGGUUUUAUUUGGGAGAACUUCAGUGAAAGAAAGAAGGAAAGAAGAACUAAGGCGAGUCCAUUCAUGAAAUACGAGAACGUUGUUACGUGACAUAUGAAAUUCAUACAAAAGCAAACAAAGCAGAGGACGAUGCAAGCUUCAAAGAGAUAAGAAAUCUUUGAAUAUAAGGUGUCUUGCUGGUCUUGAAAACAAGUGGUCUUCUAACUCAUUGAAACAUCAGUGCCAGUAUCACCCCUAUUAAAUUUUUUUUCAUCUCUUCAUAUAAAGACAGUAACUUGGCGGCUCUAUGUGCCAUUCAACGAAAACAUAUGAAGCAUGCAUAAUACCUUUUUUAUCGUGGAAUUAUUAAAAGUGAAGUCAUGAACCGGCUUUGAGGGCACACCCCACGCUAAAUGAAAAAUUGUGCAGUGGAGAAGUUAGGCUCCCUCACGCCCUGCAUGCUGUCUGCGCCUCUCUCCCGUCACUUCUGUAGUGUUUUCGUGUACAAAGCUAGAUGUAUAUAUGAGCGCAAUGUCUUGAAGAAUCCAUUUUUCCGUGCAUCGUAUUUAAAGAAUUUUCACGCAGGUUUGUACAAAGAGAUAUAAGUGUGGAGGAGAGUUAAUGACACGGACGUGCCACGUUAUCUUGCUCUCCGGGCAUGGUUGUCAACGACAAAUAAACAUGAGCGAACCAAGACAAUAAAUAACGCUAAUAAAGAAACUUUCUUCA
This is a messenger RNA of Rhipicephalus microplus (southern cattle tick), 4857 nucleotides long. Its product is annotated as E3 ubiquitin-protein ligase PDZRN3-like. Gene Ontology annotation, molecular function: protein binding. NCBI's taxonomy places the organism in Eukaryota, Metazoa, Arthropoda, Arachnida, Ixodida, Ixodidae. The record is from RefSeq and is a predicted model, not a curated record.